Hirsutella rhossiliensis is the source of this 1515-nucleotide messenger RNA. Its product is annotated as UTP--glucose-1-phosphate uridylyltransferase domain-containing protein. Bases 1 to 1515 code for a protein of 504 amino acids. Gene Ontology annotation, molecular function: UDP-N-acetylglucosamine diphosphorylase activity. The transcript is spliced from 2 exons. The record is from RefSeq and is a predicted model, not a curated record. Gene Ontology annotation, biological process: UDP-N-acetylglucosamine biosynthetic process. Lineage: Eukaryota; Fungi; Ascomycota; Sordariomycetes; Hypocreales; Ophiocordycipitaceae.
AUGGACAAGGUCAAGGCAUUGCUACACGUCGGCUCCCAGCCCAACGCCGCCGCCCCUCCCGAACCCUCGCCCGAGGCCCUGUCCAACCUCAAGGCAAAGUACUCCGACGCCGGCCAGAGCCAUGUCUUUACCUUCUACGACUCUCUGAGCUCCCCUCAGCGGGGCCUCCUCUUCGACCAGCUCUCGCGCUUCGACCCGGCCCACAUCAACGACAUCGCCAAGCGCGCCCUCAGCACCCCCGAGUCAGACAAGUCCACCGAUACCCUCGAGCCCCUGCCCGAAUCUGCCACGGCGAGCAUCCUCGACUCGAGUGCCGCGGACAUCAGCAAGUGGUACAGCUCGGGCCUCGACCUCAUCGGCCAGAACAAGGUGGCCGUCGUCCUCAUGGCCGGCGGCCAGGGCACUCGCCUCGGGAGCUCCGCCCCAAAAGGCUGCUUCGACAUUGGCCUGCCCUCCCACAAGACCCUCUUCCAGAUCCAGGCCGAGCGGAUCCGCAAGGUCCAGGAGCUCGCCGCCAAAAAGGCCGGCCCCCCCUCGGCCGUCGUGCCCUGGUACGUCAUGACCAGCGGCCCUACUCGCGGGCCCACGCAAAAGUUCUUCGAGGAUCACAGCUACUUUGGCCUCGACUCUGCCAACGUAAGCAUCUUCGAGCAGGGUGUUCUGCCCUGCAUCUCCAACGACGGCAAGAUCCUGCUUGAGGACAAGUCCAAGGUAGCCGUAGCUCCCGACGGCAACGGCGGCAUCUACCAAGCCCUCGUCGUCUCGGGCGUUCUCGACGACAUGCGCAAGCGCGGCAUCCAGCACAUCCACGCCUACUGCGUCGACAACUGCCUCGUCAAGGUCGCCGACCCCGUCUUCAUCGGCUUCUCGGCCUCCCUCGACGUCGACAUUGCCACAAAGGUCGUCCGCAAGCGCAAUGCCACCGAGCCUGUCGGCCUGAUCCUCUCCAAGAACGGCAAGCCCGAUGUUGUCGAGUACUCGGAGAUUGACAAGGCCACUGCCGAGGCCCAGGACCCCAAGCAGGCCGGCCUCCUCAAGUUCCGCGCCGCCAACAUCGUCAACCACUACUACUCGUUCCGCUUCCUCGAGUCCAUCCCCCAAUGGGCCCACAAGCUGCCGCACCACGUCGCCCACAAGAAGAUCCCCGCGACGGACCUCAAGACUGGCGAGACCGUCAAGCCCGAGUCUCCCAACGGCAUCAAGCUCGAGCAGUUCGUCUUCGACGUCUUUCCCUUCGUGUCCCUCGACAAGUUCGCCUGCAUGGAAGUGCGCCGCGAGGACGAGUUCUCGCCUCUCAAGAAUGCCCGGGGCAAGGGCGAGGAUGACGCCGAUACCAGCAAGCGCGACAUCAUGGAGCAGGGCAAGCGUUGGGCGCAGGAAGCCGGCGCCACGGUCGUCGCAGAAGGCGGCGUCGAGGUGUCUCCUCUCAUCAGCUAUGGUGGCGAGGGCCUUGAGAAACUCAAGGGCUCAACCAUUACGGCUCCGGCCGUGCUUGAGCUAGAAUUAAAAGAGUAA